Molecule: messenger RNA, 476 nt
Organism: Haliotis rubra (blacklip abalone)
Lineage: Eukaryota; Metazoa; Mollusca; Gastropoda; Lepetellida; Haliotidae
Product: lipoxygenase homology domain-containing protein 1-like
Exons: 5
Coding region: 19-393 (124 amino acids)
Molecular function (GO): protein binding
Source: RefSeq, a predicted model, not a curated record
GUGUCACACAUAAAAACAAUGGUGAAAGAGAAUCAGAAAUGUAUUCCUGAGAUGAAAGUAUGCGUCUACAAAACUAUGGUGUAUACUGGGGAUGUCGAUGGAGCCGGGACGGAUGGGAAUGUCAUGGUACAACUGAUUGGGGAGAAGGGUGCGUCCAAGGAACAGUACCCCGACAGUGCACGGAACGAUUUCGAGAGAGGAGCAGCUGACCCAUUCUUUCUGGAACUGACGCCACUCGGCACUUUGACAGAAGCCAAAGUCAAUCGUACUUCGCAAAAACCGUGGUUCCUGGAAAAGAUAGUGGUGAAAAAAGUCAAUUUUCCGGAGACCUAUACUUUCCAUUAUAACAACUGGGUUAAUGGCAUGGUUCGAAUCCUUGCAAGUUCUGAGUAACAGUACAUACAAGUGACAGGACACCCUGUCACCUGUUCAGCAGCACAGAUCGUCUGGAAAUCUAAUGUUUGUCAAAUAUUGAU